AUGCCUUCAGCAGUUCCAGUUGCCCAAGCUGGAUUAGGACGACGGCUAGCACAACAGUCAUCCUUGGCCAAGCUUGCCAUGAACAACCAUCUCGGUUCCUCGCCACCAAACUCGCUCUCGCCCACGAUUUCCGAUGCAGACCACCAGCUUGCCGUCCAGAAGCUCAGCGACGAUGUAGCCUUCACACAGCCUCUGGCCCCUACGUCGGCUCCCUCCUCUGCCAUGGCCAACAUUAUGCGCGCCACCAAUGACUUGACUGACACGCCACCCUUUCCACGUAGCGUUGGUUCGACGGCGCCGAGCUCUCCGCGAAUCCCUCCCCAUCGUUCAAAUUCUGGAAGCCAAACGCCCCGAGUCCGUCCUCACGCCACCACCCUCAACAUCCCUGGCAUGACGAGGUCCCGUGUCUCUCCCGACGGCCGAAUCCCCCAUCGCGAUGUUGCCGCCAAGCUUGUCAUCAUCAUGGUCGGCCUGCCUGCCCGUGGCAAGUCCUACAUCACCAAGAAGCUCCAGCGCUACCUCUCGUGGCAGCAACACGAGUCCAGAAUCUUCAAUGUCGGCAACAGACGGCGCAAUGCCGCCGGAAUCCGUGUCUCGGUGCAGCCCAAGCUCACCCCAGAGCCAUCUCGCCUCGACGGGCCUAUCCACGCUGCCUCGAUUCUCCUCAACGGCCACCCUGCGCCAAUGCCCAUGACCGGCGCCGACGACACGCCCACUGACCUCGACCUGAACAACACUGAAGACCAAAUGGACCAGUCUGCCAAGUUCUUCGACCCCAAAAACGAAAGAGCUGCUGCUAUGCGUGAGCAGGUUGCCAUCGAGACUCUCGAUGAACUGCUCGACUACCUUCUUAUCCAGGGCGGCUCCGUCGGCAUAUUCGACGCCACCAAUAGCACUAUUGCUCGCAGGCAACACAUUGUCAACCGCAUCAGAGAACGGGAGCCCAAGCUUGGUAUCCUAUUUAUUGAGAGUAUUUGCAGAGACCCUCUGCUUUUGGAGGCUAAUAUGCGCCUCAAGCUCUCUGGCCCCGACUACCGCGACAAGGACCCCAAGAAGUCCCUCGAGGACUUCAAGAACCGUGUUGCUGCUUACGAGAGCGCCUACGUCCCACUUGGACAGUAUGAAGAAGAAAAUGAUAUGCAAUACAUUCAAAUGGUUGAUGUUGGCCGAAAACUUGUCCAGCACAGACUCAAAGGUUUUCUCAGCGGUGGAAUCAGCACCUACCUGUCCAGCUUCAACUUGGCGCCCCGCCAGAUUUGGAUGACACGACACGGCCAGAGCGUUGACAAUGAACUCGGCAAUCUUGGUGGCGAUUCGCCGCUGACGGAGCGCGGCCACUGCUACGGCGAGUCACUCUAUCGCUUCAUCACACAGAAGCGCAAGGAGUGGAUCAUGGAGCAAACCAGCAAGAUGGCGCAGGCUUCGUUCCCGCCGGUUCCUGGCGACAACACUCCGCCCUAUCCAGACAUGAACAGAGAGCUGGACGAGAAAAACUUCUGCGUCUGGACUUCUAUGCUUCAGCGCAGUGCCUCGACGGCCGAAUACUUUGAGGCAGACGAUGAUUACGACGUGAAAAACUGGGAGAUGCUCAAUGAGUUGAAUACUGGUCAAUUCGAAGGCAUGACUUAUCAGGAAAUUGCCUCUAAGCACCCAGAGGAAUUUCACAAGCGCUCCGAGGAUAAGCUCAACUACAUUUAUCCCGGUGUUGGCGGUGAAGGCUACCUCCAGGUUAUUAGCCGUCUCCGUGACAUGGUCCGUGAGAUUGAGCGCAUCACUGAUCACGUCCUCAUCAUCGGACACCGUUCCGUCUGCCGUGUUCUGAUGGCCUACUUUAUGGACCUGACUCGUGACGAUAUUACCGACAUGGAUGUUCCCCUUGGCAUGCUCUACUCCAUCGAGCCCAAGCCAUAUGGCAUUGCCUUCCAUGCGUACAGAUACAAUGAGGAGCAAAGCUGGUUCGACGAGCUCCCCAACUACAAGCCUCAGAAGGCGGCGCGCGGCACAGUCUAG
Molecule: messenger RNA, 2010 nt
Organism: Akanthomyces muscarius
Lineage: Eukaryota; Fungi; Ascomycota; Sordariomycetes; Hypocreales; Cordycipitaceae
Exons: 3
Coding region: 1-2010 (669 amino acids)
Biological process (GO): fructose metabolic process; fructose 2,6-bisphosphate metabolic process
Cellular component (GO): cytosol
Molecular function (GO): ATP binding; 6-phosphofructo-2-kinase activity
Source: RefSeq, a predicted model, not a curated record